This is a messenger RNA of Penaeus monodon (black tiger shrimp), 471 nucleotides long. RefSeq lists its product as uncharacterized. Gene Ontology annotation, biological process: chromatin remodeling. The record is from RefSeq and is a predicted model, not a curated record. Gene Ontology annotation, cellular component: nucleus. Lineage: Eukaryota; Metazoa; Arthropoda; Malacostraca; Decapoda; Penaeidae. The transcript is spliced from 2 exons. Bases 1 to 471 code for a protein of 156 amino acids.
AUGAACGUGAAGCUGUGCUUGGAAGAAAUGAUCAACGUGGUAUGUGCCUAUGCGCCUCAAGUUGGUUGUGAUGAGGAAGAGAAGGUAGCUUUCUGGGAGCAUGUAGAUCUAAAGCUAAGUGCAGCCCCAGCGGGAGAGAAAUUGAUCCUCGGAGGUGAUUUGAAUGGACACAUUCGAGGGGAGAUAGAAGUGGUGGAGCGAAAUGAGGAAGUGGAGAGGUUGUUGGGUGUAGCUAUGGCUUUUGACAUGGCCAUAUGCAAUACAUUCUUCAAGAAAAUGGAGAGAGGGUAUAUGAUCUGCAAAAGUGGAGACAGGGAACGUCCAAUAGAAUUUUUCCUAUGUAGAAGAGUAGUAGGAGCAAGGGACAAGGCAUCAACAGAUUUCACCUACAUGAGACAGGCUAAAGAUCAGCAAAGAACAGUUUUGAAUGAGGAGGAUAAGAUCAAGGAGCGAUGGUCAGGAUAUUUCUGA